GUCAUUGUGCUGAAUCCGCGGCCAUGCGCAGAUGUGCGCAGAGGAGGAGGAGGAGGUUCUGUGCGGUGUCGGCUCUAGUCUACAUAUAGACCUCAGCCUGCGGGAUUCCCGCACUCGCCGCCUCCGGACGCGCUGCCGUUUCACGAGGGAAACAUAAAUCCACGACAUUCUGACCCAGGAGACCAUCUCUGAAGCAGAGCCGCCAUUAACUCCCUCCAUUUUCCUCCUCGAAUGACUGACCAUCCCGGAGAUGCAGAGAGCAGCAGCAGUAGCAGCGAUGCGGCGGCUCCGCUGUUAACUCCUUGGACUCCCUCCUUCUCCUCCUCCUCCUCCUACUCCUCUUCGUCCUCCUGUCUCGUUUUUGCAGGUUCUACUUGUUGAGGGAGUUUGGGUUGGAUUUCAGGAUGAAGCUCAAGCCGAACCAAACCAGGACUUAUGAUGGCGAGGGCUUCAAGAAACGAGCGGCGUGUCUGUGCUUCAAGAACGAACGCGAGGAAGAGGUUUUGCUGGUGAGCAGCAGUCGGCACCCGGACCAGUGGAUUGUCCCCGGUGGAGGGAUGGAGCCCGAGGAGGAGCCGUGUGGCGCCGCUGUGAGAGAAGUCUUUGAGGAGGCUGGUGUGAAGGGAAAGCUGGGACGCCUGCUCGGUGUAUUUGAGCAAAACCAAGACCGGAAGCACCGAACAUACGUGUAUGUGUUGACUGUGACUGAAACGCUGGAGGCCUGGGAAGACUCUGUCAACAUAGGCCGUAAGCGGGAGUGGUUCACUGUGGACGAGGCCAUCAAAGUGCUCCAGAGCCACAAACCCGUCCACGCCGAGUACCUGCGCAGGCUGCAGCUCAGCUGCUCCCCCACCAACGGAAACUCCAUCCUCCCCAGCCCGCAACCAAACGACAACUUCCCCCACUACAGUGCCACGGCAAACACGCCGUCGACGGGGAGCAUGCUGGGCUCCUCCUGCAGAUAGGGACCGCACCUCCGCCGCUUGUCCUUGUCCUGUCCGGCUCGGCUCGGGACAGUUCACCGAAAGUCUGUACAGUCUUGCAUGAAUCUAAAGACGUUUUUUUUUUU
Molecule: messenger RNA, 1069 nt
Organism: Solea senegalensis (Senegalese sole)
Lineage: Eukaryota; Metazoa; Chordata; Actinopteri; Pleuronectiformes; Soleidae
Gene: nudt4b
Product: nudix (nucleoside diphosphate linked moiety X)-type motif 4b
Exons: 5
Coding region: 405-965 (186 amino acids)
Biological process (GO): diadenosine pentaphosphate catabolic process; diadenosine hexaphosphate catabolic process; diphosphoinositol polyphosphate metabolic process
Cellular component (GO): nucleus; cytoplasm
Molecular function (GO): diphosphoinositol-polyphosphate diphosphatase activity; bis(5'-adenosyl)-pentaphosphatase activity; endopolyphosphatase activity
Source: RefSeq, a predicted model, not a curated record